Molecule: messenger RNA, 1176 nt
Organism: Daldinia loculata
Lineage: Eukaryota; Fungi; Ascomycota; Sordariomycetes; Xylariales; Hypoxylaceae
Product: DNA topoisomerase IV, alpha subunit
Exons: 7
Coding region: 1-1176 (391 amino acids)
Biological process (GO): reciprocal meiotic recombination; meiotic DNA double-strand break processing; meiotic DNA double-strand break formation
Cellular component (GO): nuclear chromosome
Molecular function (GO): DNA topoisomerase type II (double strand cut, ATP-hydrolyzing) activity; DNA binding; ATP binding
Source: RefSeq, a predicted model, not a curated record
AUGGACAGGCAAUCAAAUAGCAUCGUCACGUUUGGUGGUGAUGCUACACGAAAUGCGCAAGCCGGUGCCGUUAUAGUUAAGAUUGAAGAUGUCCUAGAAAGAAUUAUUGACGCGCUUAGCGAGAAUCGAGUUCUCGAUAUUCCCCUACGUAAUCGCCGGACGGGCAAUGAAAGUCUCAUCCGGUUCCCAGCAAGUACGGAGGCAGAGGCAAAAAGAUUUACAUGUGUUCUUCAGAUUCUUCAUCUUUGCUACGAAGCACUCAUUUCUGACCACGUCAUUACGAAAAGAAAUAUCUACUACCAGAAUCCAGAUCUUUUCGGCAGCCAGCAGUAUGUUGAUAAUCUUGUCGACGAUAUCGCCUUUACAUUCGGAGUUGGUAGAGACGCGUUGAGUGUUGUUGCCGCAUAUAAAGGUCUGAUUGCAGGGGGCGUUAUUAUCACGUUAAAGAACCACUCCGUUCUUGACUGUAGCUCUGAUAAUAAUGGUACCCUAAUUCCGCACGCUAAAGCCAUUCGUCGAAUUGACAUUGGGGAAACGAAAUGGAUCAUGGCUACCUUUCGUGGGCUGGCCGCGUCUGGAUACUGCGGGCUAUCCGACGCAGGUAUAGGAGUUCUUGUUACAGGGAAAGGCUAUCCAGACCUGGUGACACGACAAUUCCUUCACCUUCUACACUCAUCCUUCCCGCAAGUUCCUAUUUACGCGCUUGUCGACUUUGACCCUAGCGGUAUUGCCAUCAUGCUUACCUACAAAUGCGGUAGCCAGGGACUCGGUCAUGAGGAAAACGUGACAAUUCCGGAGAUUUCGUGGCUUGGGCCAAAGAGCCGUGACAUUCUAAGCCACACUCGCUAUUCAUAUUCGUCUCAUACCAGCCCAUCUGAUGAUUUCACUCCCCAGUCCAGUCAGGAUUCAUCUUCAUCCAGUUCAACACCUAGUAUUUCUGCUUUCGCGAUUCCAGUCGAAGUCACUGCUCACCUCAGUACUUCUGACCGACGGAAAGCGGUUGGCCUCCUACGCAGACUUGAUAACCACCCUGUUGAAAGUACAAAUGAGCCGAGCUUGGCGCACGAGAUACAGCUAAUGCUUAUGCUGAAUAUUAAAGCCGAGAUACAGGCAGUGGAUGAUUCAGGAGACAUGACAAGCUGGUUGGAUGUGAAGCUAUCAAACUAUCACCAAUAA